AUGGCGGACCAAAAUGGCGGACGAAUGUCUGAAACUGAAAUGAACACUGAUGCCUCGUUUGCAGGGGGUUUCUUGAACUUAUCCUCCAGUGCUCUCAGCCCUGGUCUCAGGAACACGAGGGGCUCUGCCCUGAAGCCUGCGGGCGGUGGCCGCAGUACUGCUACUACGCGAUCGCUGCACAAAAUGGCGUCCCGCACCUGCCAGCUUCCACCCUACCCUCGCAUCGGGAGCUACAGCAUCGUAGCCAUCGAGCUCCGCGCCGACUUAGCCGACUUUACCCUCCUCUACUCUUGCCCGUCUGGCUACAGUCUCAACGGGCAGCAUCCUCGCUGCGUGGGCGGCAGAUGGACUUCUGAUGACUUCCCGAGCUGCAAGCUAGACUCUAAAUGUGCGAUGCCCUCGCACCCAAGCGUAACCUACAACUGCAUGGAAUCACCGAUAUGUCCAAACUUCGUGUCGAGCGGACAGCGAGUCCUACCUAAAUGUAAAGCAGGUUUCGUGCAGGACGCGCUGCGGGCCAUGCAUUGUAUAGAUGGCAGUUGGGAUUAUAUCGCUACUUGUCGAAUAGAAUGUGGAACGCUACCGCCCCAGGGAAUGCGACUACGAAGAAGUGUGAGUGGGGCCAGAGAGGUGCCUUGGCACGCCAGCGUGUACGACAAGACUGUGACCCCCUACAGGCAGUUAUGCGGAGGCACGCUUGUCUCCGCCACCGUCGUUAUAUCAGCGGCGCAUUGCUUCUGGCGCGACUCUACAUUAGUUAAGCCGACCUCGUACGCCGUGGCUGUCAAGGUCUAUCGGCCGUGGUGGGAUGACCAUGGUGAUGGACAGAAGACAGAUAUCAGCAGCAUAAAGGUCUCGCCGUACUUCCGCGGCGCCGAAAACCAUUUCCAGAGCGACAUCGCGCUGGUGACGUUGAAGACUGCGGUGACGUUCACUUACCACGUGCGUCCGGCCUGCGUGGACUUGAGCGUGACGUUCGAUGAGGAACAGCUGCGGCCAGGAAACAUUGGCAAGACUAGAAAUCCUCUAGACGGAGUUUAG
Molecule: messenger RNA, 1041 nt
Organism: Cydia amplana
Lineage: Eukaryota; Metazoa; Arthropoda; Insecta; Lepidoptera; Tortricidae
Product: modular serine protease-like
Exons: 7
Coding region: 1-1041 (346 amino acids)
Biological process (GO): proteolysis
Molecular function (GO): serine-type endopeptidase activity
Source: RefSeq, a predicted model, not a curated record